Lytechinus variegatus (green sea urchin) is the source of this 5213-nucleotide messenger RNA. Its product is annotated as integrin beta-1-A-like. Lineage: Eukaryota; Metazoa; Echinodermata; Echinoidea; Temnopleuroida; Toxopneustidae. Gene Ontology annotation, cellular component: focal adhesion; cell surface; integrin complex. Gene Ontology annotation, biological process: cell adhesion mediated by integrin; cell-matrix adhesion; cell migration. The record is from RefSeq and is a predicted model, not a curated record. Bases 678 to 3095 code for a protein of 805 amino acids. The transcript has 25 exons. Gene Ontology annotation, molecular function: integrin binding.
UUGCAUCAAAAUGAGGACUGCACGCAGCGAAACUUCCCGUGCAUCGUAAUCACUAUUGUCGCCGACUUCCACAGCUCCCGAACGGUGGUAUAUACUAUUUUGCCAUUCCCCAUUGCACUGCAAUGAUAAUAAUAACAACUGUAUCUCAUGUUUGCUUGCGAUCACGGAGAUUGGGUAUAUAAUAUUUCCCACACGUAUGCUACCUGCAAGUUCGGAUUUAAUUUCAGGAGACCGAAAGGCCAAGGGAUAACUUGAAACCUGUUUUGAUGUUUUUGCAUGGAUGUUCUCUGUCUAUUCUUACACUGGAAAUUGGGAUCAUUUAUCAGGAAAUACACACCUAGAUGUUUUGAAGUCUUCGUAUCUGACUCAGUUCAAGCAGCUAGGAACAUUUAGGAUACCGCCUUUCUGUUAAUUGCGUCGGGAUAAAAUCUCAUAUUUAGGUUCUUGCUGUCAAGAGAUAUCGCCAGCUCUGUCCCUUACUGCUUCCAGGCUGCUAGUUGAACGGUUGGAACCGAGUAGGCACUUGGCAGUUCUGUCACACUUUUCGCAGUUCGACGAGAGAACGCUGCGGGUAAUCCGCGGUGAGGGUUUCUUCUCGGGAGAUUGGCUUCGAGACACGCUGGAGUGGAGCAGAGGACAUAUUUCCAUAGUAACGUGGUGGUGAUAGCUCGUUCAAGAUGGCGUCAGUUAGAUUACCACACAGGACAAUGCGUCUUGAAACUUCGCUCUUUUUUCUUCUCACAUUCGUCCUUGGAAUUUUCACAGUACAUUCAAAUGAAGCACUCAGUUCGAUGUGUAAUGGAGCACAGACUUGUGGAGAGUGUAUAUCAGUUAACCCAGAAUGCACGUGGUGUACUCAAGCGACAUUCGAAGGACGAAGAUGCGAUCUUGAAAGCGUCUUACAGGACGCUGGGUGCACCAACAUCACCAAUCCCGUUGCUUCUAAAGUGGCGACACAGGACGAUCCUCUAACCGAACGUAAUACCAAUACCAAUCCAGAAGACAUUGUUCAAGUUAAACCACAGAGAAUGAAGAUACAAGUACGACCAAAGGAGCCCAUUACAAUACGGUUGUACGUACGCCAAGCUGAGGAUUAUCCUGUAGAUCUUUACUACGCUAUGGACCUUAGUCACUCCAUGAAGGAUGAUCUAAACGCCCUCAAGGGUUUGGCAACAACGUUAUCUCAAGAAUUGAGUUCCAUAACCACGGAUUUCCAGCUUGGCUUUGGGUCAUUUGUGGAUAAAACUGUUCUUCCCUAUGUGAGCACUGUACCUGCAAGACUAAUAUCACCAUGUUCUGGAUGUGCAAGUCCACAUGGAUUCCACAAUGUUCUGCCACUGAAUGACAACUCAACACUCUUUGCUAGUCGUAUCCAGAGCACAACAGUGUCUGGUAACUUGGACACACCCGAAGGAGGAUUUGAUGCUUUAAUGCAGAUAGCUGUAUGUAAGGAUGCCAUUGGUUGGAGGGAUAAAGCUCGUCAUCUUGUCAUCUUUACAACAGAUGCUUCUUUCCAUUUUGCAGGAGAUGGAAGACUGGGAGGUAUUGUUGAGCCUAACGAUGGACAAUGUCAUAUGGAUAGCACUACAAACAUGUACAGCUAUAGUACUUUACAGGAUUACCCCUCUAUUGGACACCUCAGUGCCAAACUAAGAGAAAACAACGUCAUACCGAUUUUUGCUGUCACCAGCGACCAAACCCAACUGUACGCAAAUCUACAGACAUACAUUGAGGGUGCAACUGUUGGUACUCUUGACAGUGAUUCUGGGAAUGUUGUUGAGCUCAUCAGAGAGAAUUAUAAUCAAAUCACAUCCCAAGUGCGACUGACAUCGACGGCUCCUGAUGAUGUCACACUGUCCUAUCGAGCAAACUGCAUACAUGAAACAGUUGAGGAUAGCAGCGAGUGUUUUGGCCUGCAGUUAGGUGACACAGUAUCGUUUGAUAUCACCAUUACAGCUGAGCGGUGUCUGGAAGGUGGCAUGACAAGUUUUGAUAUUGGACCAGUAGGAUUCAGUGAGCAGCUUCAGAUUGAACUAGAUGUUACAUGUGAGUGUGACUGCCAGGAUAUUAGGGAAAUGAACAGCCCUGAUUGCAGUGGGGGCAAUGGGACAUUGAUAUGUGGUGAGUGUGAAUGCAACCAAGGCCGGUAUGGUAGCAAGUGUGAAUGCAGCGGUAAUGAAAUCAACAUGGAUAGCACUGAUCCGUCACCUUGUAGGACUGAUAACACUACAAGAACAUGUUCUGGACGAGGAGAAUGUAUCUGUGGGAAAUGCGUCUGUGAUAACACUGGGAAUCCUGGUGAGGUGAUCUCUGGACAGUUUUGUGAAUGUGAUAACUUCAACUGUCCCUACAGCCGUGGACUCAGAUGUGGAGGGCCUGACCAAGGGACUUGUGUCUGUGACAUAGCUACAAGACAACCCAAGUGCGAGUGUAAAUCAGGUUAUGAGGGUGACAGCUGUGAUUGUCCCACCCGGAAAGAUAUGUGUCGGGCUAGCAAUGGGUUAGAAUGCAAUGCCCAUGGAACAUGUGUGUGUGGUGCUUGCGAGUGUUUUGCAGACUCGCAGUUUCAAGGAAAAACAUGCGAGAAGUGCCCUACAUGCCCACUAGGAAAUUGCCACAUACACCGAGACUGUGUAGAGUGUACUGUGUUUCAAUCAGGAAGACUCACACCUGAACAGUGUAGCAUGUGUGAUGUCAAUAUCGUCAAUGUUACAAGUGUUGAAGAAUAUACCAAUGAAAAUCUCAAAUGUAGCUUUGAUUUUCAGAACAGCAGCUGCACUUUUGAUUUUGUUGUAAUCGUGGAAAAUGAAACACUCACCGUAUACGUCAACCAAGAGGAAAGUUGCAUCGUCCCCGUGACAGGGCCCAUUCUGACGGGAGAAGAGAUCAGGUGGAUUGUUAUCGGUAUCAUUCUCGGUAUCGUCCUCAUCGGCAUGAUCCUCGUCUUCGCCUGGAGGUUAUACACGUAUGUCCAAGAUAAGAGAGAAUAUGCCCAAUGGGAGAAUGAAUGCAAGAAAGCACAGUGGGAUCAGAGUGAUAACCCCAUCUACAAGUCAUCUACAACGACAUUCAAGAACCCAACAUAUGGAAAAUAACGUACACUCCUCUAUCUGCAAUGGGAUACCAGUCUCCUUAUUUAUUUAACUGGCUAUGUUACAAGAAAGUGUACUCGCGCUGAAAACGGGUAUAAGCCAAGACAUGUGCUAUUACUGAAUCUGUAUCUUCUUUAUUCUUUCCUUUAUUUACAGAGGAAAAAUCCCCUCUUCCAGUCGUCUUCAACCAGGUUUGAAAACCCAAUGUUUGGGCAAUGAUAAUAAAAAAAAGAAUGGCUGCUUUGGGGAAAAUAUGAAUUGCUUACAGCAUAACAUGAUAUAAAUGUACAAGUAUAAAGACUUUAACUAUUUCUCGUUUCUAUCUCUGCAUUUGUUACCCUCCAGAAUAUCAGUGCUAUCUAUCUUCCUCCGAUAUCUCGCUUUGAAAAUCCGAUGAAUCAGAAAAAUUAGCCAAUUGGCUUUGUGGAAUGGGAAAUAUUUUUCUUGGUAUGCGUGAUGCGGUAACUAUUUUCCAAUUCUUGUUUCACAAUCUGCUCUCUUUAGUCAAUGAACACAUUUAAGCACAUUCAUACAGCUCUUGAGACUAAUUCUCAUUUUGUUUUACAAAUCAAUCGACGAGAAUAUGCACUACACAUCCAUCUUAGUAGUCAAAGCUGAAUUUAUUGGAAUGUGUUUUAAGAUGCACCUGGGGGGCGUUUCAUCCUCAUUUGUCUCCUGACAAGUUGACUGAUUUAGAAACUUCUCUGGCUUAUGAUUGGCUGAGAAGCAGUUGUCUGAAUGCUGCCAUGGUAACUCUUGACUUGUCAAUGCUGACUUCUUUUGUAUUAAACACUCCACAGGUAUAUGCUUCAUCAUCCUUCUUUUCAAAGUUUAUGAAGUAUUAAAGGUCACAUCAAAUAAAAUGAGACAGUCUCAAACAAAUGUUAAUGUUAAUUGUCUAGAAAACGGAUGAUGUCGGAUUUUCUUAUAAAAAAAACAUUAGUUACACUACUGAUACAUUUCAUUACCUAACGCUUAAUACUUCCAGUUAAUGGUGGAGGUCACUUUUCAAAUUCUACCUAUGCACUUGUUCAAACAUUAGGAAUAAUAUGAUAUAUAUAGGGAUAUUAUCACUCUCGCUUUCUUCAUAAUGGUGCAAAUCUGUCGCUGUUUUUACUAAAAAUAAAUGAGAACUUGGUGUACAGUUGCAUUUAAGAGCUUGUAGACAUUUUUAAAGCAAAUAGGACAGAUAUUUGAAAUUAAUCUUUUUCAAUAAAUGCUUUAGUUUUAGGACCGAGAAUGUCACACUGAAUUAUGCUUCUUUCUUAUAUAUCAUAAAGCAUUCCUGCAUUUAUAAGAGUUAUAAUGCCUUGUCUGAAAGCAGUUGGCUUGUAUCUUCUUUGAUGGUGUGUUCCGAAUAUUAAAUUCUCUGUCGGCCAAUCGUUUGCUUGACGAAAUACACAAUGCAUUCUAAAUGUUACUGACGUGCUUGAACCCCAAGUGGCUAUGAUUAAGCAAUGGGUUUCGGAUACUAACUCAUACAUGUAAUGCACAUUUCUUACCAGUGUAAGGUUACCAUACAUCUCAUCAUUAGAUUUUAAAGGAUUAGAUUUAAUCAUAUUCUCUAGAUGGAACAUUGAAUGGGGAACUACUUUUCACUACUUUCACAAACCCACCACCCUUCCCUAUUGAAGGCGGCUCACUUCAUUAAUAUACAAUUAAUAUACAUCAGUGCUGGGCAUUGGUAAGAAUUGUGCACACGAGGGACCUUUGGAACAGUUCUUGCCCGAGUCAUAGCCUAGGGCAUUUGGACUAUUUCAAAGGUAACAUGUGAUUGUAAUUAUUUCAACACACUUGCAAAAUGAUGUGCAUUAUUUGUUUUAUAAAAUAGUGAUGUGGAUCCUUGUUACAUGGUAAUAUAUCCUCAUCUCAAAACCUGGUCAAUAGGAAUAGAACUAGUCAUUAGUACCAGCCAUUAGCAACGUUUCCAGUCAGCUGAUAUAAAUGACUUGUCACAUGAUCAAGUUCAGGCAAUCAUUUGAUGAGGAUCCAUGUCACCAUUUUAUAACAUAAUUGCAGUCACUUAAUGAUGGCAUGCACUGUUCAAACUUGUGUGUCCAAAUUUCAUGAUCAUGAUCAAAUUUCACAUGUGCACAAAGAUAUCUUAUUGUGUAACCAUCA